Molecule: messenger RNA, 4083 nt
Organism: Metarhizium acridum CQMa 102
Lineage: Eukaryota; Fungi; Ascomycota; Sordariomycetes; Hypocreales; Clavicipitaceae
Source: RefSeq, a predicted model, not a curated record
AUGCCGGGUCAACCCUCCUCCCAGCAUAAUGCACCCAGUCAACAUAAUCCAACCUCCUCGCAGGCAGGAACAGGCCGGACGAGCAUAGAUCGCGAUGGAAGCGGACUUCAGCCAUUGAACGGCGUGCCGAGUCGGAAUUUGGCCGCCUCUGUCGUUUCCUUUGCUCCUCGUGGUAGCAGUCUCAAUCCUACUAUUGGCCCCGGUAGCUUCAGCUCUGAGCUCCGUAGCCAAACGAUGUCGAGCCGUGCAGGCAGUCGUAUGGAUGUGGGAUCAAUAUACACUGGCAGCAUCAUGGACAAGGUCGAGGAAGACGGUACCGAAGCCGCCAUGCAACAAGCACUGUCAACUCUGCGGGACAAGUUGAAUCGAGAAGUGAAGAUCAAAGAAGGUAGUGAGAAUAUGCUCGAGGCGCUGAAUAUCAAGAAGGCCAAGCAGACCAAGGAGCAGCGUCAACGAGUAGAAGCCGAGUUGAAUGCCAGCAAUUUGAGAAUCAAGGAGCUACGUCAAAAGAUCUCCGAGGCACAACGUACAAGAGUACCUCCGCCGACUACCCCAACCAGGAACCGAGCACAGGAGACUGUGUUUCAGUCAAAUGGCCUUCGGUCACCCCCCAGUAUUGCCCGAUCCGCUGCCGGAUCAGACCUCGACGAUGCUGCCGAGAACCCGACUUUUGCGCUUGCCGAGCUUCUCCAGGCCCUGGAGGUGGAAGGGAUGACACCAGAAUACUAUGUGAGCAGAGCAAAUCAACUUGUGGAUCUAUUCAAGCGCCACCCUGCGCUGAAAUAUGAUUUGGUCUGGGCCAUCUUUGGGUUGCGCAUGCAAAUGAUGCUUCUGAGCGAAAGUCGAGAGGUUGUGGCUGUCGGUUAUCGGGUGGCGAGGUCUUUGAGCAAUUAUCGCAAGGCCGAUGUGGAAAGAGAACAGGCCCUUAAAUUCGUCCGCGCAUUCUUGGAUGUGAAGGAUGGAAUUAAAGAAGUUUCUAGAGCCAUUGUUCGGACGAUUGUUGCUGUAGCUGAGCAAGGUGAGGAUAGGCGUCCAGGCAUGCACGCCGCAGACCAAAGCAUCGACCGAUUACGGCCUAUAUGCAUUGAGACUCUGGCCGAGAUCUUGGUUCGGGAUCCAGCUCUGUUGAUAGCAUCGGGAGGCUUGGGUACGCUUUCAGAAGCUUUGGCUGAGGGCACCUACAAGUCCCCUGAGAGCUUAACUUGGGCCUUUCUCUUCCUCCUGGACUCUCCGCAGAAGCGCAAAUACAUCAUUCCGGGCUAUGGUCUCGACGUUGUUUUCACCGCUUUUACGGACCUACUGGCCGGAGCUGAUAGCAUACUGAAGCAGACUUCCGGGGCCAUUUCUGUAGCCUUGAGAUCAUGGUCCGGACUCAUGACCUUGAGCAUGUAUGAUUUUCGACCGAUUCGCUCACUUAUUGCCAGUAUGCUCUUCCCCAGCCAGAGCAUCCGAGAAACCGUCCUAGACCUUCUUUUCUCGCUGCUUCGCAUCAAACCUCCAGCGUGGGCAACUUCCUUUUUGGCCGGAAGGCGUCUCACGACGUAUGGCCGUGUCGCCAACAUGAAGUCUGUUGCGAGGAGACGGAGCGGAACGCUGGAUAUGGAGGAAGAUUCUGGCGAGCAAAGUUUUGUUGACCACUACACAGCGCUGCUUCUCGCGGUCUUCAUCAAGUCAGGUCUGUUGCAGAGUUUGCUGCGGAUGGCGCAAACCGAAGGAGAUCCCAUGCUCAAGCGAAAGUCGACUUUGCUAAUUGGGGAAGUCCUGAAACUUUCUAGUCGACUUCUACCACCCUCGUGGAGUGCAGACUUACAGCUGCUACCUGAGCUGUUCUCGGCAGCCGCUGAGUUUGAUAACGAGGAUCAUUUCAAUGCAUCUGGAAUUGUCUAUCAAAUUAGCAGUGUUAGUAGAACGCUUUACAGGAGCGCUCCGUCAGAAUCGAUGGCCGGUGGUCUCCCCUCCAGUGAUAGCAUGCGAAAUUUAGUGCGAUUCGAUGAACAGCCGAAGUCGAGCAACCCUGCCGUGGCGCUGGACGAUGCUACAUUUCGUCAACUGCUUAUCGAUUCCAGCGUGCUCAACAGCUCCAACUACAUGAAGUGGAACUGGGAGGUUAUUCUGAAAAUCAUAGAUGGCCCUCUUCAAACUGGGAAGCGUCUAGACGAAGCAGUCAAGGCCUCCAAGUUCAUGAAGAGACUAAUGAGUUUUUAUCGCCCGUUUAAGUAUAAAUUUGCAGAGGUGAAGAACACGAGGGGAACACAAAAAUACGUUAGGGCCGGGUGCGCCUUGGUACACUCGCUUCUCCAAUCACCCGAAGGGAUCAAGUUCUUGGCCGAUAGCAAGUUGCUGAGGCAAAUUGCUGAGUGUCUAGCUCAGUGUGAUCCGACAAGCGGGCUUACUGCUCAGUUUCCCAUGUUUUCCAAGGAUCGACUUACCGACACUCUUUGCGGAGGAUACUUUGCCGUGCUUGGCGUUCUCAGCAGCGAGCCGAAAGGAUUGCUUCUGCUAGAGAGGUGGCGAAUGUUUAACAUGAUGUACCACAUCGUGGACUUUAAGCAGCGCCCGGAUCUGAUCAAGUUACUUCUUUCCAACUUUGAUUAUGGCUUGCAAGGCCAUCCUCGUGUAUUACUUUCCAAGGCCCUCACUGCCGGAACUAAAGAUAUUCGAAUCCAUGCCACCAAUACCCUCCGUAAAUGCACCAUCGGUCCGGUAGCCAACAAUAGCGGCGACAAUGAAGUGAGCGAUUCGAAAUGGGCAAUCCGUCUUCUAGUCACGCAGCUCUACGAUCCCGAGAUUGAAGUAUGUUCAACCGCAAUCAAGAUAUUGGAAAGUGCCUGCAACAAGAAGGUAUAUCUGGAGUACAUAGUUCAAUGUCGCCCAGCUCUGGACCAUCUAGGAGAAAUAGGUGCGCCCCUGCUCUUACGCUUCCUGUCAACCUCUAUCGGAUACCACUACUUGGACGGAUUAGACUACAUCAGUAAUGAAAUGGAUGAUUGGUUCCUUGGGCGAAAUGAUUCAUAUGUCGGCGUCAUUGAAGCAAGCCUAGCCCGGGCAUUCUUAGCUGACCCAGAUGACAAUAGCCAUCGCUUGAGCCUCUUUGACGAAUCGGAUCCGGAGGCCGGGUUUCACGACAGCCAUGUUCCGCCGCAUUUUUACAGAGAACUAACUAGAACCCGAGAAGGCUGCAAACUUUUGCGUGACAAGGGUCACUUCGAGGAAUUCGUCACGACUAUACGCGAGCACGGUAUGCAAACAGAGGACACGGAGCUCAUUACCAAAGUCAAGGGGUGUCUCUGGGCUGUUGGCAACGUAGGGUCAAUGGAACUUGGCGCGCCGUUCCUGGAAUCAAGUGAUGUGGUUGAGAAAAUUGUCAAGAUCGCUGAAGGGCAUGAAGUGAUGAGUCUUCGCGGGACGGCAUUUUUCGUGCUGGGGUUGAUUUCCCGAUCCACCCAUGGACUAGAGAUUCUUUCAGAACACGGUUGGGACGCCAACACAACGUCAAUGGGGACUUCUCUUGGUCUUUGUGUACCGAACGAUCUCUCCAAAUUCUUUUCCGUCGCACCAUGGCAACACGUCAACGCUGCAUCAAUAACUAUUCCCGAUACGCAACGAACUAUACAAGCACAGCCUCCGAUCCAGAAAGCCCGCCCACCUCUAGAGCUCUCUGAAUUGCCUCCUUUGUUGAGCGAAGAGGACGUCAACGGUCGAAUUCUGGAACUGAUUGUUGACCUUGGUAACAUGGUGCUCUACAAGAAGGCGCUUAUGGAGCUGCAGAAGUUAAAGCAGAGAAAACCAAAUGCUUUCCGAAGUACAGACUUUUUCAAAAAGGUGAUGGGACUCAUGGAGUGGAACCACUACAGGCUCGGCGUCCGUAGGCUGGUGAUUGAUCUGUUCGAGAAGAACGUGAUGCGGCAAAUCGUCUUUGGUGAUGAUGACACCGAGGACAGCGGGUCUAGCAGCGGAGAAGGGGGGUAUGAUAAUGGUGAUGGCAGUUCUGGCGAUGAUGGAACAGAGCGACAGAGAAGCAUUAGCGAGCCGGCAGAGAUGCCAUCCGGCCUCAUGCCGGCACCACUGCGGGUGCGAAAAUAA